Symphalangus syndactylus (siamang) is the source of this 2490-nucleotide messenger RNA. RefSeq names its product septin 7 (gene SEPTIN7). The record is from RefSeq and is a predicted model, not a curated record. Lineage: Eukaryota; Metazoa; Chordata; Mammalia; Primates; Hylobatidae. Gene Ontology annotation, molecular function: GTP binding. Gene Ontology annotation, cellular component: septin complex.
GGAGGAGGGAGCGGGAGUCGGGCGAGAGCCAGUGGAGGAGUCCGCCUGCUGUAGUGUGCGUAAGCAGGGCAGCUACGCCGGGCGGCUACGCCGCGGAAUCGGCGUAGGCGCCUUUGGAGAAUCGGCGGGCUGCGCUCCGCUGGGGCUGGUCGCGGAGGGGGGGAGGGGAUGUCGGUCAGUGCGAGAUCCGCUGCUGCUGAGGAGGGGAGCGUCAACAGCAGCACCAUGGCAACAGAAGAACCUUGAAGGCUAUGUGGGAUUUGCCAAUCUCCCAAAUCAAGUAUACAGAAAAUCAGUGAAGAGAGGUUUUGAAUUCACGCUUAUGGUAGUGGGUGAAUCUGGAUUGGGAAAGUCGACAUUAAUCAACUCAUUAUUCCUCACAGAUUUGUAUUCUCCAGAGUAUCCAGGUCCUUCUCAUAGAAUUAAAAAGACUGUACAGGUGGAACAAUCCAAAGUUUUAAUCAAAGAAGGUGGUGUUCAGUUGCUGCUCACAAUAGUUGAUACCCCAGGAUUUGGAGAUGCAGUGGAUAAUAGUAAUUGCUGGCAGCCUGUUAUCGACUACAUUGAUAGUAAAUUUGAGGACUACCUAAAUGCAGAAUCACGAGUGAACAGACGUCAGAUGCCUGAUAACAGGGUGCAGUGUUGUUUAUACUUCAUUGCUCCUUCAGGACAUGGACUUAAACCAUUGGAUAUUGAGUUUAUGAAGCGUUUGCAUGAAAAAGUGAAUAUCAUCCCACUUAUUGCCAAAGCAGACACACUCACACCAGAGGAAUGCCAACAGUUUAAAAAACAGAUAAUGAAAGAAAUCCAAGAACAUAAAAUUAAAAUAUAUGAAUUUCCAGAAACAGAUGAUGAAGAAGAAAAUAAACUUGUUAAAAAGAUAAAGGACCGUUUACCUCUUGCUGUGGUAGGUAGUAAUACUAUCAUUGAAGUUAAUGGCAAAAGGGUCAGAGGAAGGCAGUAUCCUUGGGGUGUUGCUGAAGUUGAAAAUGGUGAACAUUGUGAUUUUACAAUCCUAAGAAAUAUGUUGAUAAGAACACACAUGCAGGACUUGAAAGAUGUUACUAAUAAUGUCCACUAUGAGAACUACAGAAGCAGAAAACUUGCAGCUGUGACUUAUAAUGGAGUUGAUAACAAUAAGAAUAAAGGGCAGCUGACUAAGAGCCCUCUGGCACAAAUGGAAGAAGAAAGAAGGGAGCAUGUAGCUAAAAUGAAGAAGAUGGAGAUGGAGAUGGAGCAGGUGUUUGAGAUGAAGGUCAAAGAAAAAGUUCAAAAACUGAAGGACUCUGAAGCUGAGCUCCAGCGGCGCCAUGAGCAAAUGAAAAAGAAUUUGGAAGCACAGCACAAAGAAUUGGAGGAAAAACGUCGUCAGUUUGAGGAUGAGAAAGCAAACUGGGAAGCUCAGCAACGUAUUUUAGAACAACAGAACUCUUCGAGAACCUUGGAAAAGAACAAGAAGAAAGGGAAGAUCUUUUAAACUCUCUAUUGACCACCAGUUACGUAUUAGUUGCCAAUAUGCCAGCUUGGACAUCAGUGUUUGUUGGAUCCGUUUGACCAAUUUGCACCAGUUUUAUCCAUAAUGAUGGAUUUAACAGCAUGACAAAAAUUACUUUUUUUUGUUGUUCUUGAUGGAGAUUAAGAUGCCUUGAAUUGUCUAGGGUGUUCUGUACUUAGAAAGUAAGAGCUCUAAGUACCUUUCCUACAUUUUCUUUUUUUAUUAAACAGAUAUCUUCAGUUUAAUGCAAGAGAACAUUUUACUGUUGUACAAUCAUGUUCUGGUGGUUUGAUUGUUUACAGGAUAUUCCAAAAUAAAAGGACUCUGGAAGAUUUUCAUUGAGGAUAAAUUGCCAUAAUAUGAUGCAAACUGUGCUUCUCUAUGAUAAUUAUAAUACAACGGUUCCAUUCAAUGCAGCAUAUACAAUAAUGUAAUUUAGUCUAACACAGUUGACCCUAUUUUUUGACACUUCCAUUGUUUAAAAAUACACAUGGAAAAAAAAAAACCCUAUAUGCUUACAGUGCACCUAGAGCUUUUUUAUAACAACCUCUUUUUGUUUGUUUGUUUUGGAUUCUUUAAAUAUAUAUUAUUCUCAUUUAGUGCCCUCUUUAGCCAGAAUCUCAUUACUGCUUCAUUUUUGUAAUAACAUUUAAUUUAGAUAUUUUCCAUAUAUUGGCCCUGCUAAAAUAGAAUAUAGCAUCUUUCAUAUGGUAGGAACCAACAAGGAAACUUUCCUUUAACUCCCUUUUUACACUUUAUGGUAAGUAGCAGGGGGGAAAAUGCAUUUAUAGAUCAUUUCUAGGCAAAAUUGUGAAGCUAAUGACCAACCUGUUUCUACGUAUAUGCAGUCUGUUUAUUUUACUAGAAAUGGGAAUCAUGGCCUCUUAAAGAGAAAAAAGUCACCAUUCUGCAUUUAGCUGUAUUCAUAUAUUGCAUUUCUGUAUUUUUUGUUUGUAUUGUAAAAAAUUCACAUAAUAAACGAUGUUGUGAUGUAA